Messenger RNA from Bactrocera dorsalis (oriental fruit fly), 1374 nucleotides. RefSeq lists its product as uncharacterized. NCBI's taxonomy places the organism in Eukaryota, Metazoa, Arthropoda, Insecta, Diptera, Tephritidae. The transcript is spliced from 2 exons. The record is from RefSeq and is a predicted model, not a curated record. Bases 155 to 1144 code for a protein of 329 amino acids.
GUGGCCCCAGUUAUACGUUAGCGGCCAAUCGGAACGUACAAAUAGCUUGUACUCGACCGCAAGUCUCAAAGUGCUUACAGUGAAUUAAACUUAGUGAAGAAAUAGAAAUUAGUAAAGAGGAUAAACGAGAGAACAUCCCAAAAAUUUAUACGAAAUGUACAAGGUAUCGAUUAUUCUGCUAAGCCUUUUAACAGGCACGGCUUUCGGUGCUUCAACGAACAAUUUGCUUAGGAGCACAGAGAUCAAUUUAUUGCAACUGAUGGUGGAUACGCGAGCCAAUCAACGCGCCAACCCCGAGCAAAGCUUGGCUUGCUUCGAUUAUUAUCUUAAAGUGUUCGACGACCUCAACGAAGAGUACCGACAAGGCUUUGCUGCCUGCCUUGACACAGCCGAAGAUGAUAGAAGCAAGGUCGACGCUGCUACACAACCUGAACGCGAUGCAAUUGAAGCGUCGGCCAAGUCUUCGUGUGAGGCACUGAACGUUUGCGCACAGCAUGUUGGAUCUAUCGAAUACUUCAGUUGCUUUUCAAGUACUGGCAAAGAUAAUACCGAAAGCAUGUACGAGAUUUCAGCAGAUGCUGGCGAAACUUUAGCAAAUGUACGCGAAAGUUAUCGCUUAAUAGAAAAUGCUGAACACCGCUGUACGAAUGCAUCUGAACGUGAAUAUGUGGAGAAUACCUAUAAGGCUAAUUUGGAGUUACAAAGCUGCCUUAGAGGUGAAUCGGCAGUACCGACCGUCACUCCAACCCCGGGAGAGACAGAAUCAACAGCGGCACCAACUGAGUCGACACCCGGAGAGACAGAAUCAACAGCGGCACCAACAGAGUCGACACCCGGAGAGACAGAAUCAACAGCGGCACCAACAGAAUCGACACCCGGAGAGACAGAAUCAACAGCGGCACCAACAGAGUCGACAUCCGGAGAGACAGAAUCAACAGCGGCGCCAACAGAAUCGACACCCGGAGACACAGAAUCAACAGCGGCACCAACCGAGUCAAGUCCAGACACUUCUGAACAAACAGCCACACCAACAGCGUCAACCUCGGAAGCUACGAAUGGUGAUUUUAUGCCAGAAGAAGACCUGUUUGCUAUGAGGAAACUGCUUGCUAAACUGAAAAGUAGACUAGCAUUGAGCAAAUAUUAAGAGCAUAAUAGUUGAAACCCACUAAAAAACUACAAAAAUUUAUCAUAAUCUGAACAUCUACUUUGACAGAAAAACAGUAUUAUAUAGAAAAUUGAGAAACCCUAUAUUUGAAAUUCAUUAAUAUUAAAUGUUACUUCAAGUAUUAAGAAAACCAUUUUGUAAAAAUUCGAUAGAAAUAUUAACAAAUUGUGCAUGAGCAAAAAUAAAUAUAUUCCCAUUAUUUAAAUCAA